This is a messenger RNA of Camelina sativa (false flax), 1245 nucleotides long. The record is from RefSeq and is a predicted model, not a curated record. NCBI's taxonomy places the organism in Eukaryota, Viridiplantae, Streptophyta, Magnoliopsida, Brassicales, Brassicaceae.
AUGAACAAAGAGCAGCAAAACGUCUCGGAGGUGGAUCUUGUUGCCGUCACCGGAUGCAAUACGCGAGCCAAGACUUCAAGCAAUGGUGGAGGAGAACCGAUCCCACUUGACCUAAUUGUCGAGAUAUGUUUGAGACUGCCGGCGAAAUCAAUAUCAAGAUGUCGCUGCGUAUCGAAGCUCUGGGCUUCCAUUCCUCGCCUUCCCUACUUCACGGAGUUGUUCUUGACCAGAUCUUUGGCUCUCCCGAAGAUAUUGUUUGCUUGCCGAAAAGACAGCCACGUGUUCUUCUUCUCCUCACCUCAGCCUCAUCAGAUUCUUGCAGAUGAUAACAACUCCCCUGUUUUAGCCGCUAAUUAUCUUAUGAAAAUUCCGUAUUAUUAUAUAAAUUCAUUUGAAAGCUGUAGUUCUGUCAGAGGAUUGAUGUUUCUUGGAGAUGUGCGGAUCUCAGAGGGAAAUGUCUCGGUGAUAUGUAACCUCAGCACGGGACAAUCUUUGACCUUACCGGAACCGAAGACGAGCAAGAGGAUGGGAACGAGGAGCUAUUUAGGGUAUGAGCCUAUAGAAAAACAGUACAAGGUAUUGUCCAUGACCUGGGAGUAUAAUUAUGGACACACAGAAGCCUGUGAGGAGCAUCAAGUUCUGACAUUAGGAACUCGAGAACCCUCAUGGAGAAUGAUCAAAUGUUGCACACCCUAUCUUCUUUAUCAUGAAUAUAACCAUGUAUGCAUCGAUGGUGUUCUGUAUUAUCAAGCCUUCAGUACGUUUACAAGCCAAUGCAUGGUCGUUCUCUUUGAUUUGAAAUCAGAGAAGUUCAGAUUUGUUAAAGACACAGGUUAUUCACAUCUGAUUAACUACAAUGGUAAAUUAGGUUCACUUUGGUCUCAUGAAUGGAAUUAUCGUAUCAACGGAAGUUGUACAAGUAUUAAGCUGCGGGUUCUACAAGAUGUUGAAAAGCAUGAGUGGUCGGAGCAUAUAUAUCAAUUGCCUGCUUUUUGGUCGAAUACUGUUGGGUCAUCCACAAGUUUACGUGUUGUUGGAGUGACUCGUACAAACGAAAUUGUGUUUUCAUUUUCCUAUAUAGAGAAGCCUUUCUACGUUUUCUACUACAAUACCGAGAGGAACACAAUCAGAAGAAUCGAAAUAAAAGGAUUGGAGUGUUCUUCCGUCCUUUAUGAAAGCAUGAAGACAUUUGGUGGAACAAGGCUAGUCUGUAAGACAUUGGGAGAAGCUGUGCGCAUGAAGUAA